Uloborus diversus is the source of this 2443-nucleotide messenger RNA. Its product is annotated as next to BRCA1 gene 1 protein-like. Gene Ontology annotation, cellular component: phagophore assembly site. Gene Ontology annotation, biological process: macroautophagy. Gene Ontology annotation, molecular function: zinc ion binding; ubiquitin binding. NCBI's taxonomy places the organism in Eukaryota, Metazoa, Arthropoda, Arachnida, Araneae, Uloboridae. The record is from RefSeq and is a predicted model, not a curated record.
UUUUGUUGCUGUUUUUAUUUAUCACUUACCAUUCUAUUUCGUAUGUUAAACUUUUCAUCACCAUAAACUUUAAAGAUGAGAAUCACUGCUGAUAUUCUAGACGAUGAUACUUUCGUUCCUGUUAUAAAUUUAGAGAAAAGUAUUCAGUCACAAGACAGUGAAGAAGAAAAUUCAUCUCCUAUAAAACAUAAAAGUCAAGAUGAUGAACAUAUACCUAAAAUUCACUCAAAUCUUCAAGUGCAUAUCAUCCCAAAGAUAGCAAAAAUACAGCAUUAUCAUAAUGUGAAUGAAAUUACACAGCAAUUUGAAAACCUGCAUGUGUCUGAAAUUUCAUCGUCAAUUCAACGCAAAUUUCCAUCUACUGCAUUUAAAUUAAUAACUAAAGAUAUGGAGAAAUCUGAAAAUUCUGAUGUGGAUCCUGCACCAGCAUGGUUGAUGCAGUAUUUGUCAAAGAUGAAAGCUGAAAUAAAGAAAGAAAUAGUUGAAGAAAUUCUUAAUGUAUCACAUGAUCUAUCAAGUCAGCAGUCAACAUCUUCUCUCAAAACAGAAGAAGAAAGUGCAGAUUUCCAAAGAGAAGUAAUUCAUCAUGGAAUCUUUUGUGACAAUUGCGAUCAAUUGAUUCAUGGCAUUCGUUAUAAAUGUGGCAACUGCUCUGAUUUUGACUUGUGCCAGGAGUGUGAAAGCUUACCAAAUAUCCACAACAAAAAUCAUGUAUUUCUGAAAAUCCGUUAUCCAGUUGCAUUCAAGUUGUACCAGAAACAAAAAUUGGAACAGUUGGUUUCAUCUGUACCGGGUGAAAUAUACACAAUAAGCUCAAAGAAUCGCCAAGCUCGAAUGUUGUAUGAUGCUAAGUUUUUGAGUGAUGAAAAGGUGUCUGAUGGUACAGUUUUAGCUCCCUCUACACGUUUUAUUAAAAUUUGGAAGGUUCAGAAUGCUGGUACUCGUGCAUGGACUGACGCAACUAAAGAAAUUGAGAAUCAAAGAAAUGAAGUGGCCAGCAUUGAACAGGUUUUAACUGCAGUGAAAGAGGAGCAUGACAAAGGAAAUAUUGUUCCAAGGAAGCUUGCUGUUAGUUCUUAUACAGCAACACCUAAUAAUACACCAUUUGAUUUGACGCCUCCCAAAUCUCCUGAUCAUCAUGAAAUUGCUAAAGAAAUACAAGGGAUUGCUGUGGAUGAUGGGGCGUCACGUUCAAAGAACAAUGAUUCUGAUGAUGAGUGUGGCAGUUUUCAAGUGUUUUGCAGUAUUUCAAGCGUGAGCAGUGUAGAUUCAGACACUGAAUUUGUUGUCAUUCCAAUGCCAAAAUGUUUCAAUUUAUCAGAAUCUUUUGUUUCCAACCAUAUGCCACACUUGGACCGAUUUUUGCGAUCUAAUACAGAUAAUAAAACAGAAGUAAAAGAUGAUGGCAAACUUGUGUCAGAAGGUAGUUCUUCAAAGGAAACUUAUAGACAUCCUGCAUGUGUUACAGAAACAGUUUCUCAAGAGACCGGGGUACCUGAAUUACCCGAACAACUUGAAAAGGAUCUAAGACGUAGCUCUUUGAAAGACAAUAAAAAAGAAGAAAAUACUUUCUCUAAUGUUGUAACAGAUGGAUCUUCCUCUGAAGUCAGUAUAAUAGAAAGUGAGGGCAAUAGCCCAACUGUUGAAAAUAUGCCAACCAUUGAUUCAAUAAGCAUAGCAUAUCCUGUACCUGAAGUUUUCAAAGACGAAGUUAUACCAAAGGAAAAUGUGCUUGUUGAAAGCUGCAAUGAAGAACAGUCCUCAGAAGCUCUUGGAAGUGCUACUUUUCCUAAAUUUCCCGUUGAAGGCAUUACCAGUGCAUAUGAACCUUUACCACCAAAUCAUAACUAUGAGGAAAGGACUAUACAAGUGUUACCUGAAGGACUAGUCACAGGUGCCCUCAGUGCUGCUGCAUCUGUGUACAAUACAGCUUGUGCUGUGAUAUCUACAAUUCAGCAACCUAGGAAUGAAAGGGGAUUAUCUCGGGAUCCACCUGUUCUAUCUAGCAAUGAGACUGCCAGGCAUAUUACAGUUGAAAAUCCUAUGGAUCAAUUAGUAGAGAUGGGAUUUUGCAAUAGACACCAGAAUGAACAAUUACUAAGAAAGCACAAGGGAGAUGUUGCAUUGGCUGUCGCUGAACUUGUUAGUUUAAAUGAUAAUGAUUGGUAUGCAUCACGUCAUGUUCCCCCAUCACCACCUGAUCUCUUCGACUAAUUUGCAUAUCAAAGAAUACUUUUUAUUGGAUGCUACUUCUGUUAUUUUUUGGUUAGUGCAUUUACUAUAAACAAAAAUUUCAAAUGAAGGUUUAUGCAUUAAAAUUUGAAAAUUUUCUUUUGUUGCAUUAAAUAUUCUUGAUGUAAUAGUUAUUGUAGCAAUGAUAUGUAUAAUUCUUAUUUUACUGUAAAUAUUCAAUGUUUUAUUAAAAGUGACAGAAUUAAAUGUA